Messenger RNA from Periophthalmus magnuspinnatus, 5182 nucleotides. It is a transcript of the gene l3mbtl1, whose product is annotated as L3MBTL histone methyl-lysine binding protein 1. Gene Ontology annotation, cellular component: nucleus. The coding region runs from base 27 to 2903 and encodes 958 amino acids. Gene Ontology annotation, molecular function: protein binding; zinc ion binding. NCBI's taxonomy places the organism in Eukaryota, Metazoa, Chordata, Actinopteri, Gobiiformes, Gobiidae. The record is from RefSeq and is a predicted model, not a curated record. Gene Ontology annotation, biological process: regulation of DNA-templated transcription. The transcript is spliced from 22 exons.
AGCUCCGGAGCUGCAGGAGAUCAGAGAUGCGCUCCGGAGUGAGGGACAGUGAAGUGGUCAUGAGUGCCAAAAUGAACUCAGAGGCUCCUCCCACAGAGCUGGAACACUCCCUCCUGGACCCUCCCCCUGCUCCUCCUACUGUAGGGCCCUCCUCCUCUGAAACCAUCCUGCUCUGUGGCACUGACACUGUGGCCAAGAGCAAGCCCAGAGCCCAGUCCCACACCACCACCGCCCUCCUCCUCCCAGCUCCCGUACCCAGUCAUCAGAAAAUGGAGAUGACACAGGCCGUAACCCUGGGAGAUGGGACCAAGGCCACACCCCCCACCCUCACGGCUCAUGUUGGAGGAGCCUGUAGCAUCGUCCAUGUGCUGGAGUGGAAAGAAGGCAUGGCCAUUUUGCCCAGCACCAACCUCAAGUUCUGUGUGAGUGACGUAGGGACACUAAGCACAUUGAUCACUCCAGGGAGCACAGGAAGCACUAGCACCACCUCUGAGCCAGCAGCAGCAGGGACCUCUGGGAAAUCCACUGACUCAGACAAGGCCUCGGUGGAAAACAAAGAUGUGUCAACUCCUGUUGUCACUGUGAGGCCUCCAGUCGUCGAGCCAGAGAGACCGGUUCAGAACAGACCAGAGGUCCAGACCAAAACCGAGGUCCAGAACAAAACUGAGGUCCAGAACAGACCAGAGGUCCAGAUCAAAGCUGAGGCCCAGACCAAAGCCAAGGUCCAGACCAAAGCCGAGGUCCAGACCAAAGCUGAGGUUCAAAACAGACCAGAGGUUCCGACCAAAGCUGAUGUGCACACCAAAAUUGAUUCUUCAGCUAAUCCCGCAGUCCAGACCAAAGCUGAGGUCCAGAGCAAAGCCAUGGUCCAGACCAAAGUUGAAGUACCAACUAAAGCUGAGGCCCCGAAUAAACCUGCCAUCCAGAUCAAAGCUGAGGUCCCGACCGGAGUACCUCUUCAUAACCAUGUACCCAAAGCCACACAGAGGAGCUUUGGGGAUGAACUGCGCAGGGAACCAAUUACAGACAAGAGGACCAUUGUUGUGGAGAAGGUACCUGCAGGAGGGAGGGUCUCACUAAAUGCGGACCAUCUCAAACCAAUGCGGAAAAGGAAAAGAAAAGAGUACCUCAGUCCAUCUGAUGAGGACUCCGACUUAGACGGAACGGAUGAGAAAAUGGAUGACUCUAAGUCUGACUGCAGACUUAUCCGAGGAGGUGGUGACAAUAAAACAGAGCUGUGGAUGUGGGCUCAGUAUCUGGAGGAAACCAAAUCUAUCGCUGCACCCACCAAGCUAUUCCAUGAGUCUCAGAGGGUUCCCACUGUGAAAAACGGCUUCAAACAGGGUAUGAAGCUGGAAGGCAUCGACCCACAGCAUCCGUCUAUGUACUUUGUCCUGACUGUGGCUGAGGUGUGUGGGUACCGGCUCCGGCUCCAUUUUGAUGGCUACUCAGACUGCCAUGACUUCUGGGUGAAUGCUAAUUCGUCCGACAUCCACCCCACAGGCUGGUGUGAGGCCACGGGACACAAGCUGCACACUCCCAAAGGAUGUAAAGAAGAGGAGUUUACCUGGGCCAACUACUUGAAGAUGACUAAAGCACAAGUCGCUCCAAAAGAACUCUUUGCAAGUUCUGGCCGGACUGAUAUGAACUGUGGCUUCGAGGUGGGCAUGAAACUGGAGGCAGUGGAUCGCAUGAACCCGUCUCUUAUCUGUGUGGCUACUGUCACUGAUGUGGUGGACCAACGCUUCUUGGUGCACUUUGACAACUGGGAUGACACAUAUGACUACUGGUGUGACUCCAGUAGCCCAUACAUUCACCCCAUUGGCUGGUGCCAGGAGAGGAACCUCCCCCUAACCCCACCGCAAGAUUACCCAGACCAGAGCCUCUUUUCCUGGUCACGGUAUCUAGAGGAAACUGGAGCAAGAGCUGUGACCCCUGAAGCGUUUAAAAUGCGCCCUCCUCACAGUUUUCAGACUCACAUGAAGUUAGAGGCCGUGGAUAGGAGGAGUCCAGGGCUGAUACGAGUGGCCACAGUGGAGGAGGUCGACACCCACCGCAUCAAGAUCCAUUAUGAUGGCUGGAGUCACGUGUAUGAUGAGUGGAUGGACUCAGAUAACCCAGACAUCCAUCCGGCUGGCUGGUGUGAGGCGACCGGGCACCCGCUCAAAGUGCCUCCUCGAGACUCCAAAACUCCACAAGCACAUGGAGUGAGAGAACCUCCAGUGACAGGACAGUCCACGUAUCCCUCCUCUGUCCCCUGCAAACCCAUGGGCCACGCAAGAACCAGCAAAUAUAGCUUCCACAACAGGAAGUGUCCCACUCCUGGCUGUGAUGGCUCAGGGCAUGUGACUGGUCGAUUUACGGCACAUCACUGUAUUUCCGGCUGCCCAUUGGCUGAGCGUAACCAGGGGCGACUGAAGGCAGACCUGUCAGACUCAGAGGGCAAAAGAAAUCUCUUCUUUGGCCAAAGGACCAAGAAAACACACUACCGCGGCAGGAUUGGACGUCCUCCAAAAUACAGGAAGAACCAGCAAAGAGACUAUCAAGGUCUGUCGGCUGAAGACGUGUACCCCUCUCUCUUCAUGUCGGCUCUGAGUGGCCAGUCUGACCGCUCACUGUCUCUGUGCUGGGAGCAGCAUUGUAAGUUGCUGCCUGGGGUGCAGGGCAUUGAUGCCAGUCAGGUGGCAGCAUGGACCGUGGAUGAGGUUUUCAUGUUUGUCCAAAACCUCAUUGGCUGUGAGGAGCAGGCACGUCUCUUCAAAGAAGAGAUGAUUGAUGGCGAGGCCUUCCUGCUGCUGACUCAGAUGGACAUCGUGAAGAUCAUGAGCAUCAAACUGGGCCCUGCUUUGAAGAUCUCCAAUGCCAUCCUCAUGUUGAAGAGCACAGACGACGGUCUUAAGUGAACGGCCUUCCCAUCACUCUCAUCGUGUGCCAAGUCAUUCAGUGGCAGGGAACGCCCGCUGUGCUUCAUGUGUUUGGUGUCCUGUGCCCAUCAGAGAGGAGAGAGAGAAAGAGAGCAGGAGGGUCAGAGGAGCAGAGCACAGAGGAGUUCAGGUAGAGGAUAGAAGCAUGGGCUGAGAAAGAGUGUGAAAUUGCCACAUAUGAUGCACUGAAAUUCUCUUGUAUUCAAUGUGCCAAAAGGGCUUGACAAAACAGUGAUUUGACAAGGAUUCUUAAAAUAAAUUGAUCAGGUUAAAAAAACUACCUAUUAACUAGCAAACUUCUACCAUUAAUUUAAGGUGCUAUUUAAUGUCUUUAAAAAGUCUUUAAGAACUUUCUUCACAUUUGAGUCAGAGUAGAGCAGUGUUGUAACAUCUAAUAUGCCUAUUAUGAACAAGAACUAUUGGGAGGCUGACUCAGAAACAGCUAUAAUUGACAAUAUUUUCCUUUGCAGAGAGCGUAGAUGCUUCCCUUAUAAUCAGAGCUUGGAGUAAGUGAAGCUGAACUCUUCCAGGACUUUGGGUAGGAUCAGAACAGGUCAGUGCAUACUCAAGAACAGGAGCACACUAUUGUUAUGUUACACUAAUGAGAUGUUAAGACUGAGCUGUCAGUGUGAAACUUUUACAGAUGUAGUCGAUCAACACACAAGAAGUUAAGGAAGACAUAUUAUGCUUUUUCACAUACUUAGUAAUGAGCCAUAACAUGUGUAGAUCUUCAUUUUACAUUUUGUUCAUUGUAAAUCACAAUAUUGAUCUAAAAUGGCUUAAUAAUAGAUGGGACCACUGAAAAACUGCAGAUGUAAUAGGCCCCAUCUCUACAUUAAUGCCAUUUUACUAUAGCAAACAGUGGAUUUUAAUUAACAUGUUUUUUAUUGGACAAAAUGGUAAUGUGACAUUUUAAAACCCUACAUGUGUAACCCAGAUUCAAUAGAAACAGGGAUGUGGGUGAAGAUAUGGGGUAGGUGAAAACAGAGCACUCAAGCCUCAAAUGCAGAACAAUACAGGAUUACUCAAACAUACAUGACUCACUCAAAAUACAAUGCUGUGUAAGCUAAUGACGAGGGUACACCAUUACAACAUAAUUAAUAGCUAAUAAAAGUUGUUUUUGCAUAAUAUGUCUCCUUUAAAUCUAGCAUAUACAGUACAAUCUGUGCUAUCAAAUGAAUUGUGCAGUGUUUUGUAAAAGACUCUGAAAAAUUCCAUUGCGUAUUUGUUUAGAGUAGCACACAGGAGCGAUGACCCAAAGUGUUGUUUGUGACAGUACUCCCCAAAGGGUGAAGUGUCCUGCCCGAGGACAAAACAGCAUUAUGAUAUUCAGCUACCACCUAGAUCCUAGCAACUUACACUGCAAGGCUUUUAAAACAAAAAUAACUAUUAAUGGCUCUGUUUACUGCAGUGGUUCUUAAACUUUUCACUCCAAGUACCACCAAAGAAAAUAGUUGGUGGUACUUGGAAACGUGGUGGUAUCCAAGCAGGUCUAAAUUAGGACUACACAGUUCCUAUACUAGUUCUUAAAAAAGCUAAACAAGGACUAACUGAAAGGAGGACAAAAUGUGGAUUAAAGAUUACAACUGCACCGGAAUCACUGAACCACCUGGAAGUGCUAGUGGACCACCAUUUGUACACAUACCACAGUUUGAGAAACAUUGAUUUACUGCAAUUCCUCUUUAAGGUAGUAUGCAUACACUCCUGUCUGCGUCUCCAAAUUGUUGAGCUUUCUACAAACAGAUGUAUUAAUAUAUUAUACAAACUACUGGGCAUUACUAUUUAGAACUGAAAGAUCAUGGUUGGUGGGUUUGAUAAGCUUUGAGUGGCUUCUGGAAAUGUGCAAUAAACAAGCUGAAAGUGAAGUACUGAUGAAGCUAGUUCUGAAUGAGCCUGUGUCAAAUAAGCUACUUUGAUUCUUAACCCAAUCUUGAUAUGUGUCUGAAAAGGAAGUGUAACACGAAAAUCGCAUGGGAUGUGUUUUUUUCGGUUUGUUUGUUGAAUAUUUACAAGUACAGACAUGUUGCACUGGUAUCUUAGCACAAGUAUGAGCCAGACACAGAUUCCUGACUGCUUUUCUAUAUGAACAAUGUAAAAAGAGCACUUAGCAGUUUACAUGUAAAGAAAUGAGAUGUUAUUUAUUCCAGAUUGUUAAAGGGCUUCUUUGUGGUGUGUCUCUCUGGUGGGACUCGUGUGUGCGUGAGCGUGUUCAAGUAAUGUGUGUCUACAAUCAUCAACGCCAUCUCAAGUAAUAAAAC